GACGAUUGUGCGCGACCCGAGAGAACCGAUUCCGGUUUACAUUGGCAGCCGCUCGUUCGUUUUUUCUCAGGCCCGCUUCCGACAUUAUUAGGUCCCUGCUAAAACGUUUCGUUCGGAUUAGCCGGGCCACGCUGACACAUGUCCGAUCUAUAUAACUCGUCCGUCGUCGUUUUUUCUGCUGCCGAGAGCACGCCCAUUUUUCACGUCUCCAUUGGCAACACGCAGUCUUCUAAUGUUUCCGAUCGGUCCCGAAAAUUCUAACCAUUCUAACCGCGAAUCGGAACCAGCAAACGGAAAAGAUUAUGGGACCGGAUAGUGAAAUUUAAUAGAAUUUCGGUAUUCGAUGCGGAAGGGUUAGGAUGUUGCAAAAUUUUUGGAAGCUUGAAAACGCGUGUUGCUUUUUUGGCUGAAAUAUUACAGUUCGAAAAUAAAACACAGAAAAUGCGAGAUUGCGAGAGUUGGUUGUCCAAAAAGACGAUCAAGAAAAUACUGUCCGAUCAUGAAGCUAAUCGUGUGCAUCGUCUCAACGCUGGUACUGCAAGCAUCGGCUAUAAUCCGUAUCCUGGAUAUUAUAGGAGUUCAAUCUCCACCACGGAUAUCCAAACAACCCCCGACAGAUGAGCAACUGUUUCAAGUGGCUCAAGCGAAGGUCAAUGAGAAUGACAAACCAUUUCUGAUAGAGUGUGAAGCAGAGGGAGAACCUGUUCCAAGCUACCGAUGGAUCAAGAACGGAAAGGAUUUUCAAUGGCCAGCGUACGACGAUCGCAUUUCUCAGCAACGAGGCCGAGGAACAUUGGUGAUCGCGAGACCGCGCGACGAAGAUCUUGGUCAAUAUCAAUGUUUCGCAUCGAACGAAUGGGGAACGGCUACGUCCAACUCGGUUUUCGUCAGGAAGGCCGAAUUGAAUUCCUUCAAGGAUCAGAACCCCAUAAGCUUGAACGCCAACGAAGGACAACCGUUCAAGCUGACGUGCCAGCCACCGGACGGCUGGCCAAAACCGAACGUCUACUGGAUGAUCCAGGACACGGCGGGUGGUAUCAAAUCGAUCAACAAUUCUCGAAUGACAUUGGACCCGGAAGGAAAUCUUUGGUUCAGCAACGUUUCCCGGGACGACGCCUCCGAUGAUUUUUAUUACGCCUGCGCUGCCACAUCUCUGUUCAGGAGCGAAUACAAAUUAGGGAAUAGAGUUCUAUUGAAUGUUAUCUCCUCGGGGGUGUCCGCCAGCCAGAACAAACAUGAGCCUGUGAAACAGUACGUCAGCAGGAAAAACGAAGUUGCCUUACGCGGUAAAAAGAUCGAGUUAUAUUGCAUAUACGGCGGUACGCCGUUGCCGCAGAUAGUCUGGAGCAAGAACGGCAAGGUGAUAAGUACCAACGACAGGAUAACGCACGGGAACUACGGGAAGUCGUUGAUAAUAAAGCAUGUCAAUUUCAAAGACGAGGGCUCGUACACUUGCGAGGCGUCCAACGGUGUGGGGGACGCGAAGUCCUACUCCAUAAACUUACAAGUAAUGGCCGUGCCGUAUUUCACCAUCGAGCCUGAAAUAAUUAACGCGGCGGAGGACGAGACGGUUGAGUUCAAAUGCGCGGCCGACGGCGUGCCCGUUCCGGAGAUCAAAUGGAUACAUAACGGCAAACCUAUAGGAGAAGCACCGCCGAAUCCGCGCAGAAAAGUCACGGCGAAUUCCAUCGUUAUUGAGAAACUGACGAAGAAGGACACAGGGAAUUACGGUUGUAACGCGACCAACUCGUUGGGUUACGUUUACAAAGACGUCUACGUUAACGUGCUGGCUCUGGAACCCGAGAUUUUACAAGCGCCGGCGGACAUCGCAACGGUCGACGGUAAAACUGUGAGGAUCACGUGUCGAGUAUUCGGAGCACCUAAACCUGCUGUCAAAUGGAUCCGCAACGACCAAGAGCUGACUGGUGGACGGUACAAGACUCUGGAGUCCGGCGACUUGGAGAUCGAGAAUGUAAUAUUCUUGGAUGCAGGCACUUACACGUGUCACGCGUCCAAUAAAUUUGGACAAGUCAACGCUACCGGCACUUUGGUGGUGAAGGAACACACGAGGAUCACCGAUGAACCAGAAGAUUACGAGGUUGCUGCCGGCGCGACUGCUACUUUCAGAUGCAACGCGGUAACGGAUCCCAGCCUCGCUUUAACAAUCGACUGGCUGAGCAACGGUGAGCCGAUAGACUUCGAGAUGGAACCACGAUUCAUACGUAGCACCGAUUACUCGCUGAUGAUCACGAAGACAACCGAGCUGGAUUCUGGUACUUACACGUGCGUCGCUCACACCGAACUGGACGAGACAAAGGCACAAGCGACGCUGACCGUUCAGGACGUGCCGAACGCGCCCAAGCUACUUAGCGUGCAGUGUAUGGCGAACGAGGCGUCCGUACACUGGACCCCCAUGGGCGACAACAGGGCGCCAAUUUUAAGAUACACCAUUCAGCACAACACGACCUUCACGCCGGACACUUGGGAAGUGGCGAGGGACUCUGUGCCGGCCAUUGAACAAACGUUCGUCGUGCCCAUGACGCCGUGGGCUAAUUAUACGUUCCGUGUGCUGGCUUGGAACAAGAUAGGACCAUCGCUGCCCUCGCCGCAUAGCGACGUGUGCACCACGCUACCGGAUGUCCCUUACAAAAAUCCCGACAACGUCAUGGGCAAGGGAACCACCCCGCAGAACUUGGUGAUAUCCUGGACGGUGAUGCCGCAGAUAGAGCACAACGCUCCGAAGUUCAUGUACAGGGUGUACUACAAGCGAGACAUCCCCGGCGAGAAAUGGACCAUAGAGGAUAUACACGACUGGAAGAAGAACAAUUUGGUAGUAGACAAUCAGCCGACUUACCAAAGGUAUAAGAUCAAAGUUGUGGCGAUCAACGAAAGGGGAGAGUGCAGAGUCGCGCCCGAUGAGAUAACCGGAUUUUCUGGAGAAGAUGUGCCGCUGCAAGCGCCCAGCAACUUCACACUGAUUAAUGUGAACUCGAGUACUAGCGCGCAGUUCUCGUGGAAUCCGGUACCCGAGGAUUCUGUACGGGGUGAGCUGCAGGGAUACAAGAUUCAAACGUGGACGGAAAAGGACGGCGAGAAGGGAAUGCGAGAGAUCGACAUAAGAGGCGGAAAGAGGACGCACGCUCUCGUAAACAAAUUCGUCCCCUUCAGCAAGAACUACGUCCGGAUACUCGCGUACAACGGGCGAUACGCGGGACCGCAUUCUGAGACGCUCAGCUUCGACACACCGGAGGGUGUUCCAGGGACGAUUCUCGCCCUGGAAGCCUAUCCUAUGGGGUCCAGCGCCCUGUUCCUGGUGUGGACGAAACCUGCGGAGCCGAACGGUAAUCUAACCGGAUAUAGAAUUUAUUACGAGUCCGUGACCGGCACCAGGGCAGGGCCGUUGCUGGAGAGGAAGCCGCAUGUAAUGGACCCGGAAGCUACGAGCGCGAAAUUGGGAGAUUUAGCGCCCGACACUAAGUAUCGUAUACAUGUCCGAGCGACGACGAAGAUCGGCGAAGGAAACGACUACUUCAUCGAACAGAAAACACGGAAAUCGCAUCCUCCGGACAUACCUCGUUUCACGUGGGAGGCUAUCCCGAAGGAAAACGGCUAUUCCAACGUGAGAGUCAUUUGGCAGCUGAACUUAAACGGUAAUCCGGGCAGCCACUUUUUCGUGAAGUACAAGCUGAAGGGCGAGACGAUGUUCGACGAGUCGGACCCGGAGUAUUUAUUGAACACGAUCGAGAUCCGCGGACUUCAGAGCGGCGAGAUCUACGUGAUGUCUAUCGUCGCCGUGGACGGGGACUACUUGACCGAGAGCGAGCAGCAGGAAGUCGAGACAAGCAGCGAAGGUCCCAUCAUUCAACCGAAGGAGAACGUCGCGACCGCCGGCUGGUUCAUAGGGAUGAUGCUGGCGAUCGCGUUCCUUCUCUUGGUACUUAUAAUCGUCUGCGUGAUCAAGCGCAACCGGGGCGGCAAGUACGCGGUGCACGAGAGAGAAUUGGCAGCUGGUCGCGGCGAUUAUCCCGAGGAGGGCGGUUUCCACGAGUAUUCGCAGCCUUUGGACACAAAGUCGGCGGGUGGUCGCGCGUCUUUGGCGUCAUCCUCUCACCAAGACGGAAAGCAUCCGGAAUCUGACACGGAUUCUAUGGCGGAGUACGGGGAGGGUGAUACAGGACGUUUCACGGAAGAUGGUUCUUUCAUCGGACAAUACGGGCCCAAGGGCAGACCAGAGGAAACGCCACCCAUUCCAAGCGGCACUAUGGCCACAUACGUGUAACCUCUGCCAUUAUCUUAUCCAAGCCGCAUAACAAAUUGUUUUCUUGUCAAGAGCGAGGAAUCCUCUUCUCCUCGCUGACCGCAGCAGCUCUACUAUGCACCUUGCGCUGGGCGCAAUGUCCAACACUAUACUGCCAAUUUAGAGUUUGGUUUUGGGUUUUAUAGUUUACAUAGAAGAAUAUAAGUGAAUGUUUCUAUAUACCAAGCCGGUACGUGAAGGGAUCUACAAGUCAUGCACAACAUUUGUACAUUUUUCGUGUCAUCCGAAGACUUUAAUUCCUCUCUUAAACGUUCGAUACAUAAUAGCAUUUUCGACGCGUUGCUCGAGCAGCAUUCGGAGCAAUUUGUUUUUUUAAGCAAUUCGAAGAACGUUGCGACCCGAAAUCAUUUGACCGCGAGAAACAAUUUGUUGGUCCGGGGGAGGGGGGGGCGGCCGAAAUUAGUUACGGUGAGAAUUAGUUCGUUGAAGAUCUUUGACUAAUUAUAAAACCCAAAGACGAUAGGUGUCUCAUAGCGUGCAAGCUAUUUAUGGACAUAAAUAUAGUAGAAAGUACUCUAGCAUCGACCGAAAAAAAAAACAUUUUUUGACAAGGCCAGAUUGAUACGGACACAUAAACUGCUUAUCACAGGGUAUGUAUACGAGUUACGUUUACGCGGAUCGUUCUAAGUAUGCACGGCAUAAAAGCGUGAUGCACUUUUGAGACUGCAUAUGAGGAUCACGUCUAUUGCGAGAAAGAAAGCGAGAGAGCGAGCGAGAGAGAGAGAGAGAAAGAGAAAGAUAGAAAAGAUAAUCAGUAACUAUAAUUCGUGUUAUACAAAAUUAGUUAGACCGGUAUUGCUUGUAUGCACUCUUGGAAAAAAAAAGAAAAGAAAGAAUAACGGAGAAGGGACUGGUGUCAAGAAUUGUGUCGCAAUCUGGCCUCGACUGAUUCUAAUUUUAAACUAAUGAAAAAGAAGAAAAAGAGACGAACAUUGUUCUAAGGACGUUUAGAUGCAAUCGAUUUUUACUCUGCCGACAGAUGGCCAAAAUAUUAAACGAAUCAGUGACUGUCUAACAAAGUAUUGUGCACUCGCACUUUCAUUAACGAUACACGAACGAUAAGAAAAAAAAAUAUAUGAAAGAUAUUAUUAUUAAUGCUACGAUAUUAAAAAAGAAACAUUGUACAUGCACUCUAUAGUAGUUAAAGAAACAACAACAACAAAAAUAUUUCACAUGGCCUGUAAUUGUUGCUUUUUGUAUGUGAAACGUGCUUUAGCUGAAACAAAUGAGAAGUCCUUUUAUUUUUAUGAAUGUUUACCUUUCAGUUUUUUUUGGUAAUUUUAUUAUAAUCCAAUGAAUAUAGGGUAUUCGAUUAUUUAAUAUAUAAAAUAUUAAAAAAAUAUAUAUAUAUAUAUAUAGAGACAUAUAUUGAUUAUUAAUUAAUGCUUAGAUUCUUAAAGCAAAAGAUGAAAUGCGAUCACACAGGAGUAGCUAUAUUAUUACGUUUUAGUAUAUGAAAUGUUAUGGGAUCAUAGGACGAUGAUCAGUUGAUUUCUACGAGAAUAAAUGUACGUUCUUUUUUUAUUUACCACAUUAAGUUUAGCAUAUUCAAUGCAAUGUACAGGUUGUCUGCAAAAGUGUCGCGAGCAAAUAUGUCAGGUACAAAAGUAAGAAAAAGGUACAAAGUAUAGAAUACUUACACAAUACAUGUGCGCGUAAAGUUCGUAAAAAUCUAUAUGAUACUUCCAACGAAAUGAUACCACACCUCUCUCAGCUUUAUUAUUUACGAAUUUUCUUUGAACAAAUUUCCCGAAUUUGGUGUCGCUCUGUUGAAGAUAAAAUUUGCGUUUUUUCCUUUGGCUUGUCACGAGGUCUCGAAUCGAUAUUUGUCAGGGUCUUUUUUGCCGAUUAUCCUGUACAAAUACACAAAUACUAAAUGGCUUGGACGUCACGUAAUUUUUACGAACUCUAUACAUAUAUGCAUACGUAUAUAGAAACGCCCGCGUGUGUGGGGGGGGAAGAUGUAUUGUAAAUUAUAAUAAAGAAAAAAGAAAAAAACAAUAAAUUUAUUGUAAAGAUACCGAAGUUAUAUGGAAGAAAGAAUUGUGAAAGCGCAGAGGCGUAUAUAUGUAAUAUAUUAGAGCGUCAUUUAUCGUAAACACCUGUAUUUAAAUUAUAUAGAGUAGAGUUCCGCGAAAAGAACAGUGACGUCCAAGCCAGUUACAAACAAAACGUACGCGAUUACGGUCUCUCUCUAUGUAUUCUCUCCUAAUCGUACCUACUAUCUUUUGUAUAUUUUCGAGAAACGUCGUUAACCACGUAUACAUAUAUAUAUUAAUAUUUAGCGUUCUCUGAAUCUCCGGUCGGACGAAACACCGUGUAGCAUGUGUGCACUUUACUAAUGUGAAACUUCCAAACAAACGUUUCGUACGCGUGAGUGGCGUUUUGAUACUUUUUAAUAUAUUUUGAUACUUUUUUUCUUUAUUGUAUUAUUUCAUCGAUCGUUCAUAUUUGUACACGACGAGCCCUUCUUUUUCUUCUUUUGUAUUUAUCACGGUAGGAAGUGACGAUAAGGAAGCGUUUUUUCAAAGUAUGAAUCUCGACGUUGGAUCUGGACAUUUAGUUUUAUCGACUUAUUAACAGUUCUGUUUGUAUCGUUGCGCAGCAAAGGACACCGUGCCACAGCGCAGCGCAAAAAAAGAAAAAACAGAAAAAAGAAACAACAUACACGCAAAAGCAGUGUUCAUUGAACGGCAGGACAGCGCAUGUUUACCUUAUAAUACCGCGAAGAAACAAAACAAAAAAUGCAUACUUCAUUCAAUUAAUAUGCGCGCGCCUAUCGUGCUGAUCUUUCAUUGUACAUUUAUUAUUAUUAUUAUUAUUAUUAUUAUUAUUAUUAUUAUAUUAUUACUUAUUAAGAUACCCGUUGCGUUUACCGGCAGAAAGAUGCACAAGCGGGGGAGAACACGUUGUGUGUUCCGGUGCAUGUUUCUGAUGUUCCGGUGCCCCCAUCGUUUUCAAUAUUUUUUUUCUACGGCGUAGAAAAUUGCAGAGUUUACAGCUAACCGGUUGAAAGUUAGUUUCAUCUCGACGCGACACGACACCACGUGUGUGCCCCGUCGAUUACGUUACAUCCGUUAUGUACAAAAAAAAACAAAGAAAUUUAAUCGAUCCGUUUUUUAGUUCUGACCGUUUCAUCAGCGAUCACGAUAACGCGCAUUCCAACGCCUGUGUAACAUCUCCCAUGUCAAUAAAAAAGAUGAAUAAAAUAAACGAAAUCAACAAACGACAA
Megalopta genalis is the source of this 7550-nucleotide messenger RNA. The record is from RefSeq and is a predicted model, not a curated record. Lineage: Eukaryota; Metazoa; Arthropoda; Insecta; Hymenoptera; Halictidae.